Molecule: messenger RNA, 3555 nt
Organism: Engraulis encrasicolus (European anchovy)
Lineage: Eukaryota; Metazoa; Chordata; Actinopteri; Clupeiformes; Engraulidae
Product: mannosyl-oligosaccharide 1,2-alpha-mannosidase IA
Exons: 12
Coding region: 1458-3410 (650 amino acids)
Biological process (GO): carbohydrate metabolic process; mannose trimming involved in glycoprotein ERAD pathway
Cellular component (GO): endoplasmic reticulum; Golgi membrane; extracellular exosome
Molecular function (GO): mannosyl-oligosaccharide 1,2-alpha-mannosidase activity; calcium ion binding
Source: RefSeq, a predicted model, not a curated record
CUCCCAAAGAAGGUUAUUAUCGAGCCUUCUCGGGACUAUCGCAUUGUGCCUUGCUCAUUCGUUCGUCCUUUCAGUGGUAUUUUUCGCUGUUGCUUGAAAGAUGUACCCCGGCACGCCACACGAUGGAUGCAUCGAUACACAUUUACCCAGAUAAUCUGGCGCGGCUGUAUUUCAUCGAGGAGACCCACUCCCCCCGCACUUGUGAUCAUCAAACACGCUUACAGCAGCACAGCAGACCGCCCAGAAAACGGCAUUGAACUGACUACAGAGGCUUUCCACGUCCUUUUGCUGCAUGGGAUCGUAUGGUGAACGUUAUUUUUGAUAAGCUGUUCGAGGGAUCAGUCAACAGACAGACCAGCCCACCAGAAUUUUCUCAACAGUAUUCCUUUCACCGAUUGAAAUAUUUUUUCCUCAGUCGCUACUGCCGAGUGAGCCACACGCCGAGGUGUGUGCACCACCAUAGGCGAGAAGCGGCGGGGAUAUACAGCGUUUUCAGUAUUUCACCACUCCGAGAAAGAAUAACAACCUAUGUGGUGAUGAUGCGAGAUCUGUGAGUCUGGACGACAUGGUACGUUCACGGAGCAUGAACUUCAAUUCCGCUGGCUGAGUGUUUUUGGUAUGUGGUGUUCACGUCGAAAGGAAGAACCGGACCGAAUCUACUUGGAUUGUUGGAAAUACUCGUCAUCUGGCUAUCGUGGGAUAAUACCAUAUGCUUUCUUUGAGUAGGUCUUUCCAAGGAAAAGAUAUUUCACAGUGACCUCCAUGUGGUUGUGUGUAUGACGGGGGCAGAGGACAAAGCCUGCGAUUAUGAUGUUGCCGUUCUGGCUUCGCGCAUAGCGCCUCGGCUUUGAGGUGAUUUCGCUGCCUGCUCACAAAGAAGUGUAAAUAAACUUUACUGCGUUUCUGAAACAGAUGCAUGUCGCAAUAGCUUGAUUCCCCAAUAUUGACGCACUUGAAGUAAUCUAAAUCAGCUUUCUUAUGAUGUCAGUUUCUAAAGAAUAGCAUCUUUUCACUCGCAAACAGGCCAUUGGUGACUUGAAUGCCAAAACGUUUCUGAACCUGCCAGAGUGUCAAUUAAAUAUUUCAGAAUACUACCGACUCUUCCAGACCCAGAGUGUAGUACUGACUGGUGUCAGAGUCAAACAUAUAUAUUUUGGACAGUAGGCAGUGUGUAUUUGCUUUCCAUAUUAACCAACCGCGCUCUGAGUGUGACCCCCAUCUGAGAUGCAACUAUUGGCACACGCGCUUGCAAAGUUGUUGACGUAACCCUUGCCCAUGUAAAUACAAUUGAUCAGGGUAAGUGACCUGUCAGUGUUCGCUCUACGUGACAGAGGACAUUGGCUAGGGUUAGUGGGACUCUCGCGCAUCAACUUCUAAUGUUCUCUCGUGGAUACACUGUUUCGGGUUGAUACACUCAUCGCCCACAUUUUCAGCUGAAGGGAACUAACGGAUUUUAAAUGGUGUUCCGCAAGUUACCCGGUGUGUUCGCAUCGGGCAUGGGUCUUCGUCUCUCGCAGAAGUUUGUGUUUCUUCUCUUUCUGUCGGGAUUGGUUACACUGUGUUUCGGGGCCCUCUUCUUCUUACCUGAUUCCGUCCGCCUGAAGAGGAUUUUCCUACCCAAGACAGACAACCAAGCGGUGACGGUGGGAUCAGAAAAUGAUGUCAGGGAUCACUCAAAAAAGAUGUCCCAGCAAACCGCUAAAGGUGACAGCACCACGAAACUCAAAAUGCUGAGCCGUAAACAGUCUGUCACGCACAAAGCGCGCACGGUGGAGCGGUCCAUUGGGAAUAAGCCGCCCGAGGAAUGGAGCCCUUCCAAGACCAAGACGGAACCGGUGGCCAGGGCGCGGGAAUCGGUAACCGGAGGAGAUCGUGUCACCACAUCGACCCAGAACGGCCAACACAAGGAUACCUUUGACUUUGAGAGAUUCAAGCAGUGCCUGGUGAAAGCGCCCAUGGGGAGUGAUAAUGGAAAGCCGAGUGACCCGCAAACCCAGCAGCGCCGAGAGAAAGUCAAAGAGAUGAUGAAGUUUGCCUGGGAUAACUACAAGCUCUACGCCUGGGGCAAGAAUGAACUGCGACCUCUGUCACGGAACGGCCACAUCGGGAACAUGUUUGGUGGUUUGCGGGGAGCGACGAUUGUGGACUCUCUGGACACACUGUACAUCAUGGGUCUAAUGGAGGAGUAUGAGGAGGCCAAGGGCUGGGUCGAGAACAACCUUGACCUCAAUUCGAGUGGCGAGGCGUCCUUGUUUGAGGUGAACAUCCGUUACGUCGGAGGCCUGUUGUCCGCCUACUACCUGACCGGAGCAGAGGUCUUCAAGAGGAAGGUGUUGGAGCUGGGAGAGAAGCUGCUGCCCGCUUUCAACACCCCAACAGGCAUCCCGAGAGGAGUCAUCAAUCUGGGGAGCAGUGGCACCAGUUGGAGUUGGGGCUGGGCCUCGGCGGGGAGCAGCAUCCUGGCUGAGUUCGGAACACUGCACCUGGAGUUCGUACACCUGACCGAGCUCGCACGCAACCCCAUCUACACAGAGAAGGUGAUGAAUAUCCGGAAGGUUCUGAACAAGAUUGAGAAGCCGCAUGGACUCUACCCCAACUUCCUCAGCCCCGUCAGUGGGAACUGGGUCCAACACCACGUGUCCAUCGGUGGCCUGGGCGACAGCUUCUAUGAGUAUCUGAUCAAAUCGUAUCUCAUGUCUGACAAGACGGAUGAGGAAGCCAAGAAGAUGUACUACGGAGCACUGGAGGCGAUAGAGACCAACCUGGUGCAGAAGUCGCAGGGUGGCCUGACGUACCUAGCGGAGUGGCGGGGUGGCAUCCUGGACCACAAGAUGGGCCACCUGGCCUGCUUCUCAGGUGGCAUGGUGGGCAUCGGGGCCGACGACGGACCACAGGAGAAGAGGCAGCACUUCCUGGACCUGGCCGCAGAGAUCACACACACCUGCCACGAGUCCUACACACGCUCAGCCACUAAGCUGGGUCCUGAGGCGUUCCGUUUCGACGCGGGAGCUGAAGCCACGGCGACGCGUCUGAGUGAGAGAUACUACAUCCUGAGGCCGGAGGUCAUCGAGAGCUACAUGUACAUGUGGAGGCUCACACACGACCCCAAAUACAGAGAAUGGGGAUGGGAGGCAGUGGAGGCUCUGGAGAAGAACUGCCGUACGGACGCCGGCUUCUCAGGCAUCAGAGACGUGUACUCAUCCGUGGCCAGUCAUGACAACAUGCAGCAGAGCUUCUUCCUCUCCGAGACACUCAAGUACCUGUAUCUGUUGUUCUCGGACGAUGACCUGUUGUCCCUGGAGGACUGGGUGUUCAACACGGAGGCCCACCCCCUGCCCAUCAUUCGUAAGGGCUGCCUGCAGACCGGCCCGGCCACUCAGGAGGCCGAUGACCAGGCCGCUACAGAGUAGACGCCACGCCCGCCUCAAUACUGCUGAUGAUCCAUACAUACCAGGACACGGACAGUAUUCUCUCAAGAUCACACACACACACACACACACACACACACACACACACACACACACACACACACACACACACACACACACACACACA